AUGGACAUUCUCUGCAAGCAAAAACUCGGCCAGGGCAGCCUCUUGUUCUACCAGACUGGUCCUGAUAGCAUCUCGGAGCAUGGUAGCAGGCGCGCGGUGAUUCGCAAGUGGCUGUCUGGAGAGCGCGCGUGUUCCCUGCAAGCGCAAGUGGAGUUUGCUGAUCGCGGCGUGCGGUGCUUUGCAGCUUCCAAGCAGCUCCUUGUUGCUCGGAUCCUGGACCAAGCACGUCAGCCCCAGGGCGGAGAAGCUGGCAAGGGACUGGAACAAGGAUGGAGGAUAGGCCGGAACUGA
This is a messenger RNA of Parastagonospora nodorum SN15, 291 nucleotides long. RefSeq lists its product as hypothetical. The coding region runs from base 1 to 291 and encodes 96 amino acids. NCBI's taxonomy places the organism in Eukaryota, Fungi, Ascomycota, Dothideomycetes, Pleosporales, Phaeosphaeriaceae. The transcript is spliced from 3 exons. The record is from RefSeq and is a predicted model, not a curated record.